Messenger RNA from Arabidopsis thaliana (thale cress), 634 nucleotides. Its product is annotated as EF hand calcium-binding protein family. Gene Ontology annotation, molecular function: calcium ion binding. The record is from RefSeq and is marked reviewed. NCBI's taxonomy places the organism in Eukaryota, Viridiplantae, Streptophyta, Magnoliopsida, Brassicales, Brassicaceae. Bases 161 to 634 code for a protein of 157 amino acids. The transcript has a single exon.
CUAAAUUCUACGUGCUCAAAAAGAAACAAAACUUCAAUCUUAAAUCUCCUUUCUGGCACACCCUUCAUUGACAAUCAUAACCUCUUGUCUCAUCAAUCUCUCUCGUCGCCAACAUUGAUUAAUCGAUUUUUAUUUGUGUUGCUAAAGAAAGAAAGAAAAAAUGGAGGAUCAGAUAAGACAACUUAAAGACAUUUUCGACCGGUUCGACAUGGACGCAGACGGAAGCUUAACAAUCUUAGAACUCGCGGCACUUCUCCGGUCACUCGGUCUCAAACCUUCCGGCGAUCAAAUCCAUGUUUUGUUAGCUAGCAUGGACUCAAACGGCAACGGUUUUGUCGAAUUCGAUGAGCUCGUUGGUACAAUUCUUCCUGAUCUUAACGAAGAGGUCCUAAUCAAUUCCGAGCAAUUACUCGAGAUUUUCAAAUCGUUCGAUAGAGACGGUAACGGGUUCAUAAGUGCGGCUGAGCUUGCAGGAGCAAUGGCCAAGAUGGGUCAACCAUUAACGUAUAAAGAAUUAACGGAGAUGAUCAAAGAAGCUGAUACAAAUGGUGAUGGUGUUAUAAGCUUUGGAGAGUUUGCUUCAAUUAUGGCAAAAUCUGCUGUUGAUUACUUUGGAUUAAAAAUUAAUUCGUGA